Messenger RNA from Diospyros lotus (date-plum), 2200 nucleotides. Its product is annotated as F-box protein At1g47056-like. NCBI's taxonomy places the organism in Eukaryota, Viridiplantae, Streptophyta, Magnoliopsida, Ericales, Ebenaceae. Gene Ontology annotation, biological process: SCF-dependent proteasomal ubiquitin-dependent protein catabolic process. Gene Ontology annotation, cellular component: SCF ubiquitin ligase complex. The transcript has a single exon. The record is from RefSeq and is a predicted model, not a curated record. The coding region runs from base 163 to 1791 and encodes 542 amino acids. Gene Ontology annotation, molecular function: protein binding.
UAUUUUUUAAAAUUGCACAUUCGCAGAGGAAAGCAUUGAUUGGGUGAGCCCAGUAUCUGGUUGAAAGAUCGCCGCUGACCUCCACCACCACUGAUUCCGGCCACGCUUCCUGUCUCCCCCGCCCAGCGCGUAGAACAGACUCCGGCUGUUCCUUUCGCGUUGAUGGGCCAGUCUGCGUCGACCCACGGGCUGAGCCACCGCCCCCACGGUCAGACGCAGACCAACCCCCUCCGCCGCCGGCCUUCCAACCUCCGGCCAGAGAUGGCGCCUCUGAUGCCGACGGUCGAAGAAAGCGUCGAGCUUGAUUACAUCUCCGAGCUCCCCGACGAGUGCCUGUCCUGCAUUUUCCAGCUCCUCAGCUCCGGCGACAGGACGACCUGCUCGCUGGUUUGCCGGCGGUGGCUGCGCGUGGAGGGUGAGAGCCGCCGACGCCUCGCUCUCAAUGCGCGGGCGGAGCUGCUGCCUCAAAUCCCGUCGCUCUUCUCUCGCUUCGACGCCGUCGCGAAGCUCGCGCUGCGCUGCGACCGCCGAUCCGUGAGCCUGGACGACGACGCCCUAAUCCUGAUCUCGCUCAGGUGCCGGAACCUCACGCGGCUGAAGCUCCGCGGAUGCCGCCAGGUCACCGACGUCGGAAUGGCCGGCUUCGCCAAGAAUUGCAAAGGUUUGAAGAAAUUCUCGUGUGGUUCCUGCAUUUUCGGAGUCAAAGGCAUGAACGCCUUGCUCGACCACUGCUCGGCUCUGGAGGAGCUCUCCGUGAAGCGCCUCCGUGGCAUCAACGACGGCGUCGAGCCGAUCGGGCCCGGCGUGGCUGCCUCGUCGCUCAAAUCAAUUUGCCUCAAGGAGCUUUAUAAUGGCCAGUGCUUCGGACCUUUAAUAGUCGGUGCGAAAAACCUAAAAGCCCUAAAAUUGUUGCGUUGUUUAGGCGAUUGGGACAGGCUUUUGGAAAUGGUGGCAAAUCGGAAUAAUUCUUUGGUUGAAAUCCAUUUGGAGAGGCUCCAAGUGAGCGACGUUGGUCUUAUGGCCAUAUCCAAUUGUUCCAACAUUGAGAUUUUGCAUCUUGUCAGGACCCCAGAAUGCACCAAUUGUGGGGUUGUGUCGAUUGCAGAACGCUGCAAAUUACUGAGGAAGCUCCACAUUGAUGGAUGGAGGACAAAUCGGAUUGGUAAUGAAGGCCUUAUUGCCAUUGCCAAGCAUUGCAGCAACCUUCAAGAACUGGUUCUGAUUGGGGUCAAUCCCACUUCCAUUAGCCUCGAAGCCCUUGCUACCAAUUGUCAAAAACUGGAAAGAUUAGCCCUUUGUGGUAGUGAGACAAUUGGGGAUGCAGAGAUUUUGUGUAUUGCUUCGAAAUGUGUGGCAUUGAAGAAGCUUUGCAUUAAGGGGUGCCCGGUGACUGAUCAGGGUAUUGAAGCUUUCGCUUGGGGUUGUCCUAAUUUGGUGAAAAUAAAGGUGAAAAAGUGCCAGGAAGUGACUAGUGAUCUUGUGGAUUGGUUGAGGGCCAGGAGGGGAUCGGUGGUGUUUAGUUUGGAUGUCUGUGAGGUUGAAGCUGAUGGGUUGGAUGCAACUGCGAGUGACGGUGGAGCACAAGAUGAUGGCCUGGAGUUCCCAGCAAUUGUGAGUCAGGGCACUACUGCCCCUGCCCCUGCCCCUGCCCCUGCCGCUGCCGCUGCUGCAGAUGCUCCAUCCACUAGCAAUGGCCGGCGGUCUUUGUUCAAGUCAAGGUUUGGUCUCUUUGGAGGUAGGGGUCUUGUGGCUUGCACUUUCAGAAGGUGUGGCUUGCAAUUUAGUUUAUAAUGCUCUGCACAAUUAGAUAUCUUGUGCCCACAAAAUUUCCUGCUGUCGUGUCACUGAUCACACAGCAUAACUCUAUUUGGUGUUUGAUUUCCUUAGUUUUGAUUUUGUGAUGUCUUUGUUUCUGAUAACAGCAAUUGUACCAAAGAAUACUUUUUCCAAUUGUGAUCUUUCACCUCUAGCUUGUAUAACUGGUGUUUCGUGUGUUCUAUUGGUGUUGAUUUUAUUUGUGUUUCUCAAACCAAUUCAGGAGAAUCCUCCGGUGUCAUCUAGAUAUGAAAGUGUUACCUUUUGACUGGGAUUAUCCAUUAUGCCAAACUGUUUAUGGCCAUGUUUUCAUGCGAAUAUGCUGAACUUUUUCGAUGAGUUACCAUCAAUUUCCAAUUGUCAGUAAUUGAACUUUUUGGCUCUA